This is a messenger RNA of Brienomyrus brachyistius, 826 nucleotides long. Its product is annotated as CMRF35-like molecule 3. The record is from RefSeq and is a predicted model, not a curated record. The coding region runs from base 71 to 634 and encodes 187 amino acids. The transcript has 4 exons. NCBI's taxonomy places the organism in Eukaryota, Metazoa, Chordata, Actinopteri, Osteoglossiformes, Mormyridae.
AAGACAAUGAGGAAGGAAAUAAAAUAAAUCUCUCUCUUGAUUUCAAGACCUUCACUGGUUUACGUUGGACAUGAGGACCUGUGUGCUUUUCAUCUGCUUCUUCCUUGUAUCUUCUGAAGCCAAUAAGUCAAGAAUUUCUGCACCAAGUUUGGUGACAGCAAUCGCCAAGGAGUCCGUCACCAUUCAUUGCCAGUAUGACCCCCGCUACAGGGAUUAUGAAAAGUACUGGUGCAAAGGGGCAAUACAUAACUUCUGCAGGGCUGUAGUGAAAACCACAGGGUUCAGUACAAGCAACCGGACUGCCAUGAGUGAUGACAAAUACGACGGAGUCUUAACAGUGACUGUCCACGACCUGCAGCUAGAAGACAGCGGAAAGUACUGGUGUGCUAUUUCCAAACCUCUGAGGAACAUCUUCGCUGGAGUUUUCCUGCAGGUUUUAAAAGCAGAUAGACCAACUCGUGCUACUACAGUGAGCACUACUGCUUCCGGGCCAGCUGGGGGCAGCAGAGCACUUAAGCUCAAGCUCAGGUUUCAGGAAACAUGGGCAGUUCUGCGUUGGAUCCUCUUUGGUGCCUUGCUAGGUUGUGUUGUGAUUGUACAUGUCCGGAAGACGAGGAUCCAUCGUUCACACUGACAUCUGCUUUCCUCACCUGAUAUUCUGUGUGUCUUCUUCUUCUGUGAACAGACAGGACGGCUUAUCCCUCAUCUCUGGCAUGCAGUCAAACUAUAACACUUUCAAAAGACUGCCAUGAAUACUGGAGAAGGGUCAUAAAUGUUCACUUCUGUGAAUUUUGAUGAUUCAAUAAACAUCAGAUCUCAGUAAGAA